Maudiozyma barnettii is the source of this 708-nucleotide messenger RNA. It is a transcript of the gene RPC31, whose product is annotated as DNA-directed RNA polymerase III subunit C31. The coding region runs from base 1 to 708 and encodes 235 amino acids. Gene Ontology annotation, biological process: transcription by RNA polymerase III. Gene Ontology annotation, cellular component: RNA polymerase III complex. NCBI's taxonomy places the organism in Eukaryota, Fungi, Ascomycota, Saccharomycetes, Saccharomycetales, Saccharomycetaceae. The transcript has a single exon. The record is from RefSeq and is a predicted model, not a curated record.
AUGAGUUUUCGUAGAGGUAGACCUAAUGAAGGUAAUACUUUUUUAAAGAAUUUACCAUUUGGCCUAGCAUAUACAGACGUUAGCGGAUCACAAAAUACAGAAUUCCCAGUGAUUCCACUUCCUGUUAACAAUCCAAUUACAAAGAAGGAACAAAUAACUGCUAUAACAUACAUAAAUCAAACAGACGCUAUUAAAGAUGGUCCAUUUUAUUUGGGUUCGAUAUCGGAUAGCACUGAUAGUAACGAUACUAAAACUCCAACAACAAAUAGUGAUAAUAUAGAGAGAUAUUCCGACAAAUAUUUAAAGAAAAGGAAAAUUGGUAUAUCUAUUGAUGAUCACCCAUAUCAUUUAGAAUUAUUCCCAAAGGAAUUGUACAAUGUCAUGGGUAUAAAUAAAAAGAAAUUGGUUAAAAUUAGAAAAAUGAAUAAUAACAAAAAUAACGUUUUCACGGGAACUCUUGAUGAUGAAACAUUAGGUCUUUCUGUAUUAGAGAAAUUGAAACAGUUAGCAGAAAAUGUUGAUGAUGAAGAUAAUAAUGAAGAUGAAAAUACUAAUAGACGUGGUGAUGAUGAUAUUUCUGAUAACGAUUUCGAUGAAGACGAAGAUGAGGAUGAUGACAAUGAUUACAAUGGUGAAAGAUAUUUCGAUAACGGUGACGAUGAUGGUUACGGCGAUGAAGAUGACAAUGGUGAUGAACCUGCAUUCUAG